AUGUGUGAAAAUUUGGGAAAAAUUUGGGAAAAUUUGGGAAAAUUGGGGGAAAUUGGGAAAAAUUUGGGAAAAUUGGGGAAAUUGGAGAAAUUUAGGAAAAUUGGGGGAAAAUUUGGGGAAAUUGUGGAAAAUUUAGGAAAAUUGGGAAAAAUUGGGGAAAAUUUGGGAAAAUUGGGGAAAAUUUGGGAAAUUGGAGAAAUUUGGGGAAAAUGGAGGAAAUUGGGAAAAAUUGGGAAAAUUUGGAUAAAUUGGGAAAAUUCGGAAAAUUGGGAUAAAUCGGGGAAAAUUUGGGAAAAUUUGGGAAAAUUGGGGAAAUUGUGGGAAAUUGGAUCAAUUUGGGAAAAUUGUGGAAAUUUGGGGAAAUUAGGAAAAAUUUGGGAAAAUUGGAAAAAAAAAUUGGGAAAAUUGGGGAAAAUCUGA
Molecule: messenger RNA, 420 nt
Organism: Psylliodes chrysocephalus
Lineage: Eukaryota; Metazoa; Arthropoda; Insecta; Coleoptera; Chrysomelidae
Source: the annotation of a GenBank genome assembly